AUGGAGGGAGGCAGGGGAAGUUUGAAUCAUAAUAACAACAUAAAUGCUGAUGAUGAUACAAAUUUGAAGGAGGCGUUACUGGAUGGGAAGACUGAUUCGGGAGGAGGUGUUGGGCGGCGCAGCCGCCGGCUGACUCGUGGUUACUCUGUAAACUCAAUCAGAGGGGAAUUCGUUUCAAGGCUUCCGGCCAAAGUCAGGGGCUGCGUCGAUGUUGAGUCUUGUUCUGCUGAUCUUUCCAAAGUUUCUGGCUUGACCAAAGGAGAGAAAGAAUAUUAUGAAAGACAGUUUUCCACCCUAAAAUCAUUUGAAGAGGUUGACGCUAUAAUGGAAACGGAUAGUCUUGACGAGGAAGAUCUUGAAGAACAAGCUAAACAAGAACGAGCCAUGACAAUCUCGAAUUAUGCAAACGUUUUCUUGCUUGCUCUGAAGAUAUUUGCAACUGUGGAGAGUGGAUCCUUGGCAAUUGCUGCGUCUACAUUGGACUCCUUGCUCGAUCUGAUGGCGGGUGGCAUAUUGUGGCUAACUCACCUGUCUAUGAAAAGCAUAAAUAUAUACAAGUACCCCAUUGGCAAAUUAAGAGUCCAACCUGUUGGCAUAAUUAUAUUUGCUGCUGUUAUGGCUACACUCGGUUUUCAGGUGUUGGUCCAAGCAGUAGAGCAACUGGUUCAAAACAAACCUUCUGAUCAUUUGUCCUCAAGUCAGUUAGUCUGGUUAUACUCUAUCAUGAUAACUGCCACAGUGGUAAAACUUGCUCUCUGGAUCUAUUGCAAGAGCUCCAGAAAUGAGAUUGUCCGUGCAUACGCAAAGGACCAUUACUUCGAUGUGGUUACAAACAUAGUAGGUUUGAUUGCAGCAGUACUUGGCGACAAGUUCUUCUGGUGGAUUGAUCCUUCUGGUGCUAUUGUGCUUGCUGUUUACACGAUCACAAAUUGGUCAGGAACUGUACUAGAAAAUGCCGUGUCACUUGUGGGACAAUCUGCCCCGCCUGAAAUGCUUCAGAAGUUGACAUAUCUUGCCCUAAGACACCCUCAAGUGAAGCGAAUCGACACAGUUCGUGCAUACACAUUUGGUGUCCUGUACUUUGUUGAGGUUGAUAUUGAACUCCCAGAAGAUUUACCCUUAAAGGAGGCACACACCAUUGGGGAAACACUGCAAAUAAAGAUUGAAAAACUACCUGAAGUGGAGCGAGCAUUUGUGCAUUUAGAUUUUGAAUGUGAACACAAACCAGAACACUCUAUUCUCAGUAGAUUGCCUAGCACUGAUCCCUGA
This is a messenger RNA of Oldenlandia corymbosa var. corymbosa, 1269 nucleotides long. The record is from the annotation of a GenBank genome assembly. Lineage: Eukaryota; Viridiplantae; Streptophyta; Magnoliopsida; Gentianales; Rubiaceae.